AACGGGCCAGGUCCAAGAUCCCACAAAAACAUUUCCAGCCCAAAUCCAAGGAGUAUUGUCGCCGUCGUCAUUUGACAAGAAGCUGGAGAUAAUGUUCACCUGGAUGAAGAAUUCAUAAAGAAACAGCAUCAGAAAUCGAAAGGGACAAUAGAAUUUCAGAAAAAGGGUGUUUGUAUUUGGAUUUGGAUAGUGAUUUUUGAUUUUUAAAUCGUACCGUUUCAUCUUCUUUUCCCGAUCCACUGCUCCACUGGAUUCCCACGAACGGAUGCCACGGGACCUACUUUAAAAGCUUCAUGUCGCUGCCCGUUUUAAUUCCAAUCACCCCAUCCGAUUUGGACGAUCACACCCUUCUCUGCUCCAAUAAUGGUGUAGAGGAAGGGGAGUCGUUGAUCUCACGUGUAGAUGAAGACUUGUCUAGCUUCAGGCUGAAUGGUGUCAAAUGCUUUGGUGUAGAUUUAACCCCUGAUAAUGUUGCUGUUGCUAUGGUAUAUUUUGUUCAAGGAGUUUUAGACCUCGCAAAGCUUGCUGUCAGUUUUUAUUUAAAAGAUGAUUUACAUUUAGAUCCUGCUGAGGCAGCUGUGAUUUCUGGUUUUGCUGCAUUGCCGUGGCUGAUCAAACCUCUCUAUGGGUUUAUUAGUGACUCUGUUCCUCUUUUUGGUUACCGAAGAAGGUCAUACUUGAUUUUAUCAGGGCUUCUUGGUGCAUUCUCAUGGAGCUUUAUGGCCACCCUUGUUAAUAGCAAGUAUGGUGCUGCUAUGUGUAUACUUCUCGGGUCUCUUUCUGUGGCGUUUUCUGAUGUUGUGGUAGACUCAAUGGUUGUAGAGAGGGCUCGUGGUGAAUCAUUAAGCAUGUCUGGAUCUCUCCAGUCACUAUGUUGGGGAUCUUCUGCUUUUGGUGGAAUUGUUAGUUCCUACUUUAGUGGUUCCCUGGUGGGUUCUUAUGGUGUAAGGUUUGUAUUUGGAGUUACAGCCUUAUUACCUUUGAUGACAUCAGCAGUUGCUGUUCUUGUUGAAGAAAAGCGUGUUUGUGUCCCAUUAAAUGGGCCUAAUCUUCCUUCAAGUGGCUUGGGUUUUCUUGAAACCUCAAAACAGCACAUACUUAACUUGUGGACUGCUGUUAGACAGCCAAAUGUUUAUCUUCCCACACUAUUCAUUUUUCUGUGGCAGGCAACACCACAGUCAGACUCGGCAAUGUUCUUCUUUACUACAAAUAAACUGGGAUUCACCCCAGAGUUUCUUGGACGAGUUAAGCUGGUUUCUUCAAUUGCAUCUUUGGUUGGUGUAGCGCUUUACAAUGGGUUUCUUAAAAAUGUUGCAUUGAGGAAAUUUUUUCUAGUCAUGUCAAUUGUUGGUUCAGCUCUUGGGAUGACACAGGUUUUUCUUAUUACUGGCUUAAAUCGAAAGUUCGGCAUAAGCGAUGAGUGGUUUGCCAUUGGGGACUCUUUAAUCAUCACAGUUCUCGGUCAGGCUUCUUUCAUGCCUGUUCUCGUGCUAGCAGCAAGAAUAUGUCCAGAGGGAAUGGAAGCCACACUUUUUGCAACUCUCAUGUCUAUAUUUAAUGGAGGGGGCCUUGUUGGAGGUCUGGUAGGUGCUGCUAUGACUCAUCUCUUUGGCAUCAGUAAAGAUAGAUUUGACAAUUUAACCACUCUAGUAAUCCUAUGCAAUCUGAGCUCCUUGUUACCUUUGCCCCUCCUUGGCCUUCUUCCAGAGGAAAGUCCCGAUCUUAGCUCAAAAGAAAGCUCAGAUGUAGAAAUGAAAUCAAUUUAAGUCUCAACUCAAUCUUGCUCCUUCUUCCCUACCAUAACAAAACAACUUGUAUUACAAUUUUACAUCUUUUGAAAAAUUUCUUGUGUCGCCAUUAGAUUGUGACACUGCUUAAAGCUAUAUCCGGCGCAUGUAGAGCUUUCCAAUUUGGAUUUUGACAUGGCUUGGUGCAUCAGCAAAAGGACCCCCCCCAAAAAAAAAACAUCUCAUGUGGUUGGUAGAUUGUGCUGUCCACAUGGUGGGCCUGCUGUUUGCCACAUACUCUGAUUCCUAUCCCAAACUUCAAGAACCAGAAAUCUUCCUUUAAAGUCGUCAAACUAGAAACGUGCCAAGUUGUUAGGCAGCCACCAUUCAAUGGUACUUCUGGAUUUUAUUGCAUGUUCAUAUCCUGCUCUGCUUUAUAUGUUUUUCUUAAACUGCUCUGUAAACAGCCUUAUUCUGUCUUUUUAGAACAAAAAUUCAGAAGACCGAUGUAUUCUAUGUUUGAUAAGUGUGCAGUAGCUUAUUUCUUCA
Molecule: messenger RNA, 2276 nt
Organism: Benincasa hispida (wax gourd)
Lineage: Eukaryota; Viridiplantae; Streptophyta; Magnoliopsida; Cucurbitales; Cucurbitaceae
Product: Major facilitator superfamily protein
Cellular component (GO): membrane
Source: RefSeq, a predicted model, not a curated record